AGGCAUUCAAAACACACACACACACACACAACACAGCACAUAAGUCAACCUUAAUGAUGUCUGAAUGACGGUGGACACACCGGCGUCGGAAAGGAAGAUGCGUUCCCGCACAGACGCUCUCAGCAUCCGAAAUGGGAUUUACUUUGGGGCAACUUUGCGCCGAGUUCAACAAGCUGAAAGCUCAGUGUCCAGACUUUGAGACUCUUUUCCUCCUUAAUGGAUGGAAAUCAAGCGGAAGGAAAACCAGGUUGGGGAACUCGCGUUUGCGCCAAUUUCCCUAAGACGCAAAGUUUUGUAAAGUUCCGUAAGUUUUGUAAAGUUUUGUUGUUUAAAAAAACACAGAGCCGGGGCAAUGGGGACGCGGUGUUAGUUUACAGGUUGUAAAAGCAAACACGCGAAAAAAAAAACCCUGUGGAUUUAUCGAUCAAACAAACUAAUCAAAAAAACACGGAAUUUUGACGCAAUGGCCGAAAAGGGGGCGCAAAGCAAAAGUGCGGUUUACCGGAGUGUCUCCUUCAAGAAGCUGCACAACUGGAAGGCCGAUAAAAGCGGUUCAGGAGCCGAGGAUCAGCGCCACGGCUCGGAGGAUUUGGACACUGGAGGAGCCCUUCCCCCUCCGGCUGCACAGCCCUCGGAUAUGCGCAGUGCUGCUGUGGCUAGGAAAGUUUCCAAAAUCUCAGCAGCCAACCUCUCGAGGGCAGAGCCGAGGAAGGGCUCCACUCAUUCCAUUUCACCCUCAGUUCGGCAGCUCUCAGAAAAGUUUGGAACGAGCACAAAUUCAGGCAGCACUUCAGCCCUUCAGUCUGCAACUUCGCACAGGAUUAGAUCUUCAGAUGGAUCAUCUUCCCAGGACGUUUCAGGACAUAGCCCCGAUCAGAGCGAAGGAACCCUGAGAGACAAACUAUCAGAUCGCAAGUGUCAAGAAUCCGGCUCUGGCUCGGAUUCGGAUCGACGUCAUAAAAGGAAGGUUCGAAAGAUCGAAGGUGCCACAAGGGCAGGGAUUUCAUUGUUCAAGUCUCACCGCCGCCAUCGCUCCUCGCAAGGCAAAACUAUUCAUGUUGAUUCGACCUGGCCGAGCGUUACGAAAAUUAGAGAGCUUUUUGGUGAUGGUCACAGAAAGAAGUCAAUGUCGGAUGGAGAGGACUUGAAGUCUGAUGACUAUCACCUUCACCAUUGGUACAGCACAAAAGACGGCAACACGUCCUCUGACAAAAGCGACAGUCAGUCACCACGGCACUCAAGAGGACACUGGAAGGAUAUAAACAGCUCAGAUCAUCAUGCUAGCAUAAACCAGGGUGUAGACUCUGCUUUCAGCACUGAAAAGCAGGAUGGUGAUCUGUGCUCUGUGACGAGAAAACUGUCAUCGGAUAUAAGUAAAGUUGAGAUUCAGAAGAUUAGCAGACAGGAUUUUACAGAUAGUGACCUGCGACCCACUCCUCCCACCCCUCCACCUCGCAGUAGUUCUGUUGCCCUACCUCUGAAGUCCCAUUCUUGUGCUUACCGUGAGCAGCUGCAGGAGCAGAGACAGAGGGCGAAGCAGCCACAGCCAUCAGAUAGUUUGCAUUCCUCACAUAGUUCCUCAAAACCACAGACGGGCUUCUCCGUGGAAUCGGCCAGCUAUCGUAAGAGAUUUAGCUCUGGAGAAGAGGAGGACGAAUCUGGAGGGCACACGGGUAGAGAUACACUCGCGUUUGUUUACAGCAGUGAAGGAAUUGACACACAAAAUUCAAAAAGCAAGAAUGACGCCUGGGUUAGACUCUUGCAUAGGUCUUCAGGUAGUGAGGAAGACAGCCCAGCGGGAUUAGCUCAUCAAGUCCGACGUCGUUCUCUGAGGAAAAAGAAGAAAAGCAACUGCAGUAGAGAGAAUGAAGAGUCUGAUGACAGUGAUGAGCAGCAUGUGAUGAUGGAGCAUCUGGAGCGCUAUCAGCGUUCAUGUGAUUCCCAAAUGGAGGGACGUAGGCUUGACAGCUUGAGGCCUAAGGCCUCCUUUAAUGGGCAAAUGUGGGAGAAAGGCCACACAGCUCGAGGUUCCUCCAUGGUUCAGGAGAGUUACAGGCGGCUGUGUAAAGAUUCUGAGGGACAAGUUGGCACAAGCAACGUCCCAUUUGUAUCACGUGUGUCAAAGGUAAACAUUCCUUCAUUUCUCUCCACUCCCUUGGGGUCACGCUGUAGCAGCAGAUAUUCCAGCACAGAGACUCUGAAGGCUGAAGACCCUGUGAGUUCAACGUCCAGCCGAGCCUCAUCUUCUGUUCUAAGCAAAACAUAUCAUGGCAAUGCUACGAUGUAUCGUUCACCUAGUUUUGGGCAUGGAGACAAUUUUUCCCGUGCCCCAGUCCGUGUUCGUCCUCGGAUGGUGCCUAGCUUGAAUCAAGGAGAAGCUACUUCUACUGCUGCAGAAAACAGAUUUGGUCGGCGUUUUGUCGGUCAUGAAAAAGAUAAAGAUAGAAUAUCCAUGUCAAAUCCUGAUAUUGCUUCAGAAACUCUGUCACUGCUGAGUUAUGUGAAAACUGAUUUAUCAGAGCUAAGGAUGAAGAGGAGAGACCAUGACGGUGGGGAAAGUUCAAACUCCAACAUUCAAGGUGUAAAAAGCACAUCAAAUAUGUAUAGAAUGGGCUUAAGACCCACAGGUUUGAAUUCUCGAAGGCCCUCUCUGAAAGACCUCACUGCUACUUUGAGGAGGACUAAAUCUUUCACUUAUUCAGAGAAACCAUUAGGGUCGGCGAUAAGAUGUUCCUCUGAGCAAAGAUUGGAUUGUGAAAGUGAUGGAGAUCGAAUAAUUGUCUCUGACCGAGAGGUGGAGAGUGAUGAUUGCAGUGGUUGUUAUGACUAUGAAGAGCCAAUGCCAACCUCUCUACAAGAUCUCUAUGUUCAAGAAGCAAGACAGGUAAUAAGGGAUAUUUGUCAAAUGAGUGCUAACAAGGAUGAUGAUGAUGAUGAUGAUGAUGCUAUUGUAGGGUUUAAAAGAAAUGGGAAUUUGGAAACGGUGGAAGCUAAUAAAGAAGUGAAUAAGACAGAGCAAGUGAAGAGGGUAGAAGGACAGACUGUUGAUACAGUAAACAAAAAAGAGGCUGAUAGAGAAAGUGGAAGUUUACCAAGAGGAAAUUCAGAGGAGAACAUGUUUGGUGAUAAGUCGUUGGAUGAACUUUCAGGACAUGAAUCAAGUCUGACAGAUGAAGGAAUUGUCACAGAGCCGGAGGCUGUCUCAUAUAGAGGGCUGUCCUCUGGCACAGACUUGCUAGGCCAGACGCUCACUGUUUGGACUCAGUCUGGACUGUAUGAGGAACACUCGCCCAUUAUGACUCCAGAGAAGUCUCUUUCCACUCCUGCCUCAUCUGCGAGGACAGAAUAUGAGACAGUAGCAAUAGGAGGAGAUGUAAACAUCAGUAGAAAUUUAAACCAGUCUUCUUUAGAGGCCCCGGCUACCCCCAGUGCGCUUCGAAGACGGAGAAAAUUUUCUUCAGCUGGCAACAAUGGCUCAGAAUCCAGCAAUGGCAGUAAUGGUGAGUCAAAUGGCGAGUCUGCUUACCGUUCUCUUAGUGACCCCAUGCCACAUCGAAAUCGCUCGUUGGCAGAAGACAGCAGUAACAGCUUUUCUAUGGACAGUAAUCUACUUAGCUCACUCUCUCUAAACUCAAAGGUGGGUGUAAGUGCAGAUUCCUCUGCGGAUCUGUCAGAGUGUACCGGCAGUGCGGCUAGUGACCUGUCAGUAUAUAGUGACUCUCUGCGGGAUUACAGCACAGAGAUUCAGAGCAUAAUGCAGGAACCUGGUGCGAUGGACAAGCUAAUUGAUGAAAAGGCAAACGGAAAAGCUGUUAAGAAGAAGAGCUUCAGUGACCCCAGCAGACGGGGCGAACUAACUUCUCCAGCCCUUGAAGCUCAAAAAUAUUCUAAUGAACCUAUUAAUGAGUUGGAGCAGCUUAUUCCUCCGUCCAGCAGCGAACCAAUUCUCUCAGAGCAAAGAGAUGAACUAUGGGAGCUGAACAGUGAGCAACGUCAGCUGUACUCCCUCAGGAGGUCUCAAUCCCAGUCAGAACAACUCUUGCCCUUCCAACUUGACCACAAUGGAGUUAAUAAAGUGGGUGACGAGGAGCCAAAGUUGCCUUUUGACCCCAAGCUGGCCCAGGUGUUGUCUCCUUGCAUAAGUCGUCGUGGUUACAAGAAACGCACACACAGAGUCGCACAUCAACAGUCUUCUGAUGAUGGGGAUCAGUUGGAGGAGCAAAGCUAUGAAGAUCACCUGGAUCCUUCCAAGUCCACUCUGCCCAAACUUCCUGUAGUUAAAAUAAGGCCCAAACAUGUACGCCAUGCCAGUGAACCUGCAACAUUUGUGCCUAUUGCAACCCCUAACCAGCAACAGAGAUCUUUAAAGAGCCCAGAACCCCAACAAUUCUCAAAGCACAGACAAAGAGAGGGAACUCCGUCUUUGGAGGAUGUGACGGAACAGUACAUCUUAGCAUUAAAUCCAGUCGAAGGAUCUUCAGAUGCCCCUGCUGGUGGAGCUGUUGUGGAAGGUACCAGCUCUGUUCCUGCAACUUCCACCCUUGACCCCAAACUGCAGAGGAAGUCCAGUGAUGAGCUGACCCAGGCCCCACUUAAAACGAAACCACGUGUGGAUAUGAGAAGACAUGUCAUGAUGACUCUACUGGACACUGAACAGUCAUAUGUGGACUCUCUGAGAACGCUGAUUCAGAGCUACAUGAAGCCACUGAAGCAGCCGGAUAACUCGCUGCUCUGCGAUCCGUCUCUGGUGGAUGAAAUGUUCUACCAGAUCCCUGAAAUCCUGGAGCACCACGAGCUCUUCCUGGAGCAGGUGAUCACCUGUGUUAAUGACUGGCAUGAGCGCCAGACCAUCGGUGACCUCCUGGUUCAGUCGUUUUCCAAAGAGGUGCUGGCGAACAUUUACUCUGCGUACAUCGACAACUUCUUGAAUGCCAAAGAUGCAGUGAGGAUUGCUAAAGAAGCCAAACCUGCAUUCAUGAAAUUUUUGGAGCAAAGUAUGCGAGAGAAUAAAGAGAAGCAGGCUUUGGGUGAUCUGAUGAUCAAACCUGUGCAACGCAUCCCACGUUAUGAGCUCUUAGUCAAAGAUUUGUUGAAACACACUUCAGAAGACCAUCCGGACCACUCACACCUGCUGGAUGCUCAGAAGAGCAUAAAGCGAUUGGCUGAGAGGAUCAAUAAGGGACGACGAAACGCAGAGGAGGUGGAGCGAGAGACACGGGUCAUGCAGGAGAUCGAGGCACACAUAGAGGGGGUGGAGCAUAUCCUGAAUCCUCAGAGGAAAUUCCUGAGACAGGAAAUGGUGAUGGAGGCGAAAUCAGUAGGAGGGAAAAAGGAUCGCUCUCUUUUCCUGUUCAGUGAUUUGCUGAUCUGUACUACUCUGAAGAGGAAGUCAGGCUCUUUACGCCGGAGCUCAAUGAGUCUAUAUUCUGCAGCUAGUGUCAUUGACACCGCUAGUAAAUAUAAGUUCCUGAAACUGCCCUUGGAGGAUAUUGAGUUAGUGAAAGGCUCGAGUCAGGCCACCAACAGGGAUACGAUCCAGAAAACCAUCAGCCGUCUCGAUGAGGACCUCAGUACGCUCGGCCAAAUCAGCAAGCUGUCGGAGACGCUCAGCUUUCCUCAUCAGAGUCUAGACGACGUGAUAAAGGACCUGAUGGCAUCAGUUCACAGGGAAUUAGCAGAGAAACAGUCGCUGGCGUUCAGCAUGACCUUCUUGCCAACUAAACUGGAGCUAAGCACAGCAUCUGCAGACAGCAGCUUCAUCUUCGAAUUUAGCAGUCCAGACACACGCAGCAACUUCGAGCAGGCCUUUGAGGAGGCCAAAAAAAAGCUUGCUAUGAAUAAAGACGAAUGGGACCCUGAGUUCCUGAAAGCCAUUCCCAUCAUGAAGACCCGAAGUGGUAUGCAGUUCUCCUGUGCCUCGCCAAGCCACAGUAGCCCAGAGAACGUGUGUGAGGUGUGGGUUUGUAAUAGUGACGGUUAUGUAGGUCAAGUGUGCGUUCUGAGCAUCAGGGCCGAGCCCACAGUGGAGGCCUGCAUUGCUGUCUGCUCUGCACGGAUCAUCUGCAUCGCAGCUGUGCCAGGACUCAAGAGCAGGGAGCGUGUGGAAUUAAGGCACUCUGUUCCCACGGCACCAUCCGAGUCCGAGUCAUCACCGGCUCCUUCUGUCCAACCCCAGCUCCACAUCUCCAUCUCUCGCUCCUCUCCGGAGCUCAGCGACGCUCCUGCUCCCACAGCGCCUGAGCUAGGGCCCUUUGAAAGCGACGACUCGGAUGACGAAGACUCACCGAGUCCCUCGUCCACGCUGCAGAGCCAAGCGUCACAUUCCACCAUCUCGUCCAGCUACAAUGAUGAGGGAGCAGUCUGUAAGGACAUGGCCCCUGAGACUACCAGUUCGGAGGAGGAACAGGAGUUCUCCAGCGGGUUCCGAACACAGAGACUGAGCGUUGACAGCCCAAUGGAUGGGCGCGCCAUGCGCAGAUCCAGCCGAGGCUCCUUCACCCGAGCCAGCCUUGAGGACCUGCUAAGCAUCGAUCCAGAGGCCCACCACAGCUCAGUGUGGCUGGGAACUGAGGAUGGAUGCAUCCAUGUUUACCAAUCCUCAGACAACAUCAGGAACAGGAAGAACAGCAUGAAGAUGCAGCACUCGGCCUCCAUUUUGUGCAUCCUGUAUCUUGACAACAAGGUGUUUGUGUCUCUCGCUAAUGGCGAGGUGAUUGUUUAUCAAAGGGAAGCAGGUAGUUUUUGGGAUCCUCAGAGUUCUCAGACCUUGUGUUUGGGUUCCCCGAGCGGUCCUGUCACUAAGAUGGUCCCAGUGGGAGGGAAGCUGUGGUGCGGCUGUCAGAACCGUAUUCUUAUCAUGAACACCAGCACUUUAACCCAAGAGCACUCCUUUGUAGUGGGCCAGGACAGCGGGCGCUGUGUGACCUGCAUGGUGAGCUAUGGUCAGGGUGUGUGGGUGGCUCUGCAGGGCAGCGCGCAGGUUCGUCUGUACCAUUCCACCAGCUACGAGAGCAUCGCUGAGGUGGACGUGGCACCUGCUGUUCACAAGAUGCUCGCAGGUUCGGAUGCCAUUAUUCGGCAGCACAAGGCUGCAUGUCUGAGGAUCACAGCUCUCCUGGCUUGCAGAGAUGUGCUGUGGAUUGGGACAAGUGCCGGGGUAGUGCUCACUCUACCAGUCCCACCUGUGACCUCCAAUGUAGGAACAGGAACUUCGAAGGCACCGCUCGUGCCCACUGGAUCUGCUCACGGCCACACCGGUCACGUCCGCUUUCUCACCUCCAUUGAGCUGCCCGAGGGUUUUGAUGUCCACUUUCCUUCCCAGGCUGAGUCAGAGCUGAGUAGCGACGGAGGAGUGCAACAGCGCCGGUCCUCCACUCUCCUUACGGGCAAAUCCACCCUGCUGGUGAUCAGCGGCGGAGACGGCUACGAGGACUUUAGGCUGAACAGCAGCAGCGAGACAGUGGGACGAGACGACAGCACCAACCACCUGCUGCUGUGGCAUGUGUGAGAGGCUCCCCAUUUCAAACGAGGGCCCCUGUGCCAUGAAUUCAGGCUCCGCCUCCUCAUUGGCAGCGUGCUGCUCAAGCCUCUGAACCCUGCUAUCUCAGUGCAUGAGCAUGACUGAAACUGAAAGGGAUAUUUCAGACAUUUUCUUUGUUUCGUUGUGUAAUCGGUCGUCGAGUUGUACUCCGUGUGUCCCACAUGGUGUAAGAAGUGAAUCUCACGCUGCUUUGUGGUGUUUCCUAGUGGGAUAAUAUGCGUAUAGCGUGACACCAGUCUACAGAGAAGAGAUACCGGGGAGAUUUUGUCACAGAAAGGACAACUCACUGGAUGGAGAAUGAGCAUGAAGGAGAAAAACGAGCAUGAAGACAGAAGCAACUGCAAUGUGGAACAAUUGAACUGAAGGACGAAUAGAACCAAUAGAACCGUACAGAAGAGGGUUAGAUGAAAGAAAUAGACUGGAGUCUAUAGAAAAAAGUAGGUCGGACACUAAAGAUGACUGGAUAUUUCGGAGUGUUUUAUGUCCUGCCCCUUCUUUAGAGAACGAUGGACGAUGGACUCGUUUACACACAGCGUGAUCAACUACUGCUCCGUCACACUUUGAUCGUGUUCAUGAAAAACAAGGUUUUGUCUUGAGCUCCACAAGUGAGAGUGACACUAGUGUUUGUCUGUACCUAACCAAUGUGCAAUAUAAGGCUAGGGUAUCUACUUAAGACUAUAUUAUAUACACAUUCACACAUGCACACCAACUAAAGUCACACACUUACCCCUUACCAACCCUUACCCCUUUUCCAUCUCCACAGUGCAGUAGCUUCAGGCCUAAAUUUCUACCAGUUUCAAACCUGAAGUGUUUAAUUAAAAAUAAUAUAUUAAAAAAAUCUGGGUGUGUGCUUCUGAGUCAAAACCAUCCAAACCCUUUAGCUAGUAUAGACAGCAAUUACAUGCAAAUACAAGACAUGCUUAAGUUUGGUGUCUUUUGCAUUAUUUUGAGUAUGGGGUUUUGCCUAAAGAAUAUUAACACAAGCUUUUGCCAAAAAAAAGGGAUCCCCAAGGGUUCUUUACAUAGUUCUGAGUUUUUAAAGGUCUCUAUUUUGAAAAAAAAAUGAUGAUCCUUUAUUUUUCCCAAGAUGGACAAACCAAAGAACUCUUUGGUAUUUUUUUUUUCCGUACACAGGCAGUACUUAAAUGGUUCUAACUUGCUCAGACCAUUGCUUAAUUGUCACAUUAUCUAUUUUCCUAAGAACCGCUUAUGCAUCAGAUUAAACCUUUUAUAGAAAGACAAAAAACAUUCCCGUGCAAAGAAGAACUUGUCCCUCACCCCAGAGAGCAUCUUUGUCUUCUUUGGUGAUCAUGUGAAUAACUCAAAUUGUUCAGAUCGUUGCCAUGGAGAUAAUGCGGCUCUACCUCCAAGCCCCUGCUUCAUGGUUAGAGACUUGCAGCAUUCUGUUGCUUUUAGCAUCUGAGAACCAGCACUUUGCCGUUCAAAUGUGCAAACUGAUUUAGAGAUUAGGAUCUGGCACUGCGUUGGUGGAAACAGGACACGUGUAAUAGCGUUCUAAUUCUUAUCGGCAUAUCGCCACGGUCACAGCCACAAUCUUUACACAUCAUCAUGACACUAUACUUUCUGUUGUCCAGUUAUUGUUUUUUGUGUCAUUUUUGUCUUUUAACUAUGGAGUCCAGUAGGUCAUAUAAAGGAGCAGUCAGUAUGGCUGUUGUGGUGAAAUUGUGUACAGUAUUUAUGUUUUUUGAUUUUAUAGCACUUAAUUUAUAAAAACUUGUCUUCUGUUACCUAAAAAAAAACGUGAAAGCUGUAUGGCUGAUUCAUGCUACUUUUUCCAGUUCCCUUUUCCAGUGUCACUACUUUACCAUGUCACAUCAGCAGGGUCAGAGAUUCAGCAACAAAAAUAUUCAAGCAAAUGUUCAUAAGAAACAAUACGUAUGACGAUAUUAUAGAACAUUGGGUUUGAGUGUCAGCUAAAUGAUCGUAAUGUGUGUAUGUAUAAAAAUGAUAAAAAUACCUACAUGAAAAUCAAGCCACACCGCUGUUUGAAAAAAUAUUGUAAUGCUUUGACUGACCUGAGGUUUUCUACUGUUGUUUACACCAUGCGUUUCUUAACACCAGCAUUAAGCAUUGCUUUAGGUAGUUUAGCUGAAGAAGGAUCAGGCGUGUUUGUUGCUUUGGAGUGUUCUGCGUCAUAAAGAUUAGUAGACACUUACAUGGGGAGUCCCAGAGUUAAACAUGUAGUCAGGUUACAGCAGAAAACAAGAAGAAAAAGAAAAGAUCUGUAUGAGCUGAAAAAAAUAUAUAGUGCACUACCCAUUUGUGAACAAUGUCUCCUAUUUAAACUAGAUGCUCUGAAAGAUGCAGGAGGUUGGCAACUCAAUUGUGCACUAAAAAGUUUGUGGAGACCUGAUUAUGAAGUUUCUGUGUUAUUUGAACAUCCUAUUUCUCACUUGCAGUAAUAAUAACCUCCACUCUUCUGGAAAGAUGUUCCACUAGGUUUUGAAGUGUGGUGAAAUUUGUGCUCAUUCAGGCACAAGGGCUUUUGUAAAGUCAGAUAAUGAUGUAGAGUGGGGAGUCCUGGGGUGCAGUCAAGCAUUCCAAUUCAUCCCAAAAGUGUUCAGUAGGGUUGAGGUCAGAGCUUAAUAGCAGGUCACUCAAGAACUUCCACUCCAACCCAUGUAAACCAUAUCUUCGAGGAGCUUGCAUAGUGCACAGAGGCAUCGUCAUGCAGAAGUAUAGUAGGUUCGGGUCUCCGAGUUCAAAUGAAGGCAAAAUAUCAUGUUACCACAUUAAAAGACGUCCUAUUGUGGCUCCAACUUUGUGGUAACAAUUUGGGAAAGAUUCAGAUAUGGCUGGAAAAGUCAGGUGUCCCAAUACUUUUGUUCAUAUAUUGUAAGUGAUAAUGUGCUUAGUUUGUUUUACAAAACAUCUGUAAAAGGUUAGAAGGCAUAACAUUAGGUAAUGAAUUGCAAAUUGCUGUUACAGGAAAAUAAUAUGCUUUUUAAAAAGCUAAGAAGACUUUGUUGUCGCAAUCCACCUUGGCAUCGUGUUUUAUUCUUGAAAAAAGUAAUCUUUAUCCUCUCUUUAUAUACAUCAAACUGAACUUGCGUUUUUUUUCUCAGUAUUUGAGAUCAUUUUUGAGACACACGGUCUUCUAAAAAGUGUAAAGUGCAGUUUCCGAAACAGUUUACAAUUAGGACAGUUUUGCCAACCACACUGCAUUUGUGUAAAUGUAUGUAUUUUAUGGGAAAUACCUUCGCUCUUGGAUCGAGCUCCUGUGGGAGCAACACGAGACUUUAAUGCUUUCCAAAAAGUCACUUCAGAAGAACUUAGGAACCCAUGGAAUGCCGUAGCUCCAAAAAAUAUUUAAAUUUCAGGAACGUUUGCUUGUUUUUAAAGCUUAAAAAAGAAAGAGAUUGGAACCGAAUGAAGAGUUUAUUAGCUGUAUACUGUUGAGCAAAUGUCAUUUUUUCUCUGUUAUUAAACAUAUUGUCUUGUA
Molecule: messenger RNA, 11003 nt
Organism: Silurus meridionalis
Lineage: Eukaryota; Metazoa; Chordata; Actinopteri; Siluriformes; Siluridae
Product: rho guanine nucleotide exchange factor 17
Biological process (GO): actin cytoskeleton organization
Molecular function (GO): protein binding; guanyl-nucleotide exchange factor activity
Source: RefSeq, a predicted model, not a curated record